Anguilla rostrata (American eel) is the source of this 4221-nucleotide messenger RNA. RefSeq lists its product as uncharacterized. Gene Ontology annotation, molecular function: protein binding. Lineage: Eukaryota; Metazoa; Chordata; Actinopteri; Anguilliformes; Anguillidae. The record is from RefSeq and is a predicted model, not a curated record. The coding region runs from base 1513 to 4170 and encodes 885 amino acids. The transcript has 15 exons.
GUUAAUUUUAAACGAGGGUAAAUACUACCUGUACCCCGUCCACUCAGCGCGCACACGUCAAUCACCACAUGACGGCGCCACGUAGCAACAUUUUCAAUGGCAAUAUUUCAGCGACACGGUAGCAACAAAUAUAUAGUUGUAUAGGCCACAUUUAUUUUUAACAGCUUUUUCUCUUCUAAUUCGUCAAAGGUUUAACAAACGUGGAUCUGAAAAAGGCUUACCCAUCGAAUGUCCUCGGCUGAGCAGUUGGAAACAUAUUUUUAUUAGGAAGUCGCUUUUAAAAUGUAUAAUUAUGAACUACUGUAAAGUUUAGGUAGUAAUAGUUGUGCUUUGUUUACAGUUUAAUGUGUAGCUAGCCGGGAAAUUGAAUGAAUAACCUUUCCCCAAACGUUGACAUGGUGACCAGUGAACUGGUACUUUCGGGCUAAUGGCAGUCGGCUGGGACGGGAUGUAGUUCAAAACAAGAGGCUGCGAGUUUAUGAGCAUCUCAUUAUCCUCCUGUUCACCAUCCUUUCAUUCUCACCCAGAUUCAACAAAGGACCUCCAGCAACCCACCGGAAGCUUAACCGUUCCUAACGAAUCCGCGGUUCUCCCAUUCCUCAAUUUUCACAGCUUGUAGCAUCAACCGUGUUGCCAAUCCAAAGAUUUUCCUUAAUGAUACAAUAUCUGGCUCACGAAGCCGCUCCUUUUUGGGAAGUAAAAACGAACAACGGUAUGCGUUUUUCUAAUAAAGUCGCUUUCCACUUGGAGUGUCUGGCUGGAUCAAGACAGUAACUGGUUUAUCAACGAUAGGCUAAAAGUUUCACAAGACCGUUGUGGAGUUACUUUGAAGUACAGACAACGAGCAAUAAUUUGAUAAGAAAUGAACACAGUCGGCGCCGAUAAACAUACAACAAACCUCACUCGGCUUUGUUGCAGUUGUAACGACAUAACAGUGUUUGUUCAGAACUGGACUGUUGCUAUUUAUAGAGUGACGAUCGCGGUGAACUCCGCCCUGGUCUGCAAAGGACAGGCUGCUCUACCGAGCUAAGCGCUUAAGCAAACGCGACGCCUGCAGCAGCUCUUCGCUAUGCGCACACCAGGACCUCCGUCCGUUUGAAUUCGCACAGGUCUACUGAUCUGGCUCGAAGUGCCACCACCGUAGACCAAGUAGAGGAGAGAGGGGUACCUGGAUUUAUAGCCAAUGCUCGUCAUUUCAAUGAUUGUACAACUCACUCCUCACUUGGUAAGUUUGAAAUGCACCCCGUAUAUCUUCUGGGAAAGUACAGUCAUCUGUAAGUGCACCACUCAAAAGUAAGACCUAGGGGCACUGAAAACAUUGGAAGCUGCAUGUACACCGUGUGCAUGUGCCUAUGCGUGUGUGUGUGCACGUGCAUGUGUGUGCGUUGUAUGUGUUUCUGCAUAAAAUGAAGCUAUAACCUGUUGUGUUGUCCCUCUUGGCCCCUCAUGGACACACUGGUGGCGCCUGCUUCCCUGUGCUUGUGAGGUGAUGCUGCACUGACGCCCCUGCGGAUGGCGUGCCGUCCAGGCUCCCGUCACAUGACAGGGCACGCAGCGCCCGGACCGCAGCGCUCGGACCUCGCUCACAUGAUGGCCGCCCUGGAGGUUCUGAGCGGGUCCGGCCCGGUCCCGGAGAGCAAGGGGCGGCUGGUGGAGAGGAUUCUGCGGGAGCCGGAUCGAGAGGGGUGCGUCGGCGUGCUGGGGCGUUCGCUCAGGUCCUCGGACUCCCGGUUGUGCAGUACUGCAGCUUACCUCCUGGGGGCGCUGGUGGAGAGAGACGGCUGGGUGCAGGAGACCCUGGAAGGGACGCAGGGGGACAGCGCUGGGCUGGUGGGGGCCUUAGGGGGGCUCCUGACCCACGACGACCCGGACACUGUGACGAACGCUGCGGGGGCCAUUGCCUCAUUGGUGGGGAGCAGUGUGGGGCGCGGCCGGCUCCUGAGGGAGGAGGUUUUUGGGGAGGUGCUGGCCAGCCUGCCCACCCUGCUGCGUGAGGAGCGGGAGAGCACGGUCAACUACGCCGCCCUGGUGGUGGCCCGCCUGUCCCUGUGUGAGGAGGCCUGCCAGCGCCUGCUGCAGCACCCCUCUGCCCCCCACACACUGAGGAGCCUGGCACAGUGCCUGGCACACAGCCACACAGACACCGCCAUGAACGCCGCGUUUGCCGUGGGCCGACUCUGUGGAACUGAGGCGGGCAGGAGCUUGAUACUGACCCUGGAACAAGAGCACCAGCUGGUCAGCAGUCUUCAAGCCCUGCUCUGUGAGGGGAGGUGGCCAGGGGCGGGGCAGACUGCCUGCUUUGCCCUGAGUUGCCUAGUAACAGAAGAGGAUGGCCACACCCUGGUCCUGGGAAGCCCUGCCUUUCCCCACCUGCUGGACGGCUUACUGCGCCACCUACUGGAAGAGGAGCACGACAGCGCCUGGUUUGCGGCCAUGACAGUGAAGGUGUUAGUCUCAAGGCCCAGGGGAGUGCUGUGUGUGAGAGAGCACUCUCUCUUAGAGGAGCGACUGCAGUCUCUCUCUCAGUCCCGCUCCAUCAGUCAGGAGCUCCAGGAGGAAGUGAGCGCGUGUCUGAGGAAGCUGCAGCGCCUCUCCAAACCCCUUCCCCCGAAAACGAGCCGCCGUCCCUCUGGUUCCCACGUGGUAUCGUGGGAGAAAUGCGCUCCCGAGAGUGGGCUGGAGGUCACGUACAGCCUCCUGGACAGAGACAAGGUUUUGUACAGGGGUACCCAGUGUCACCUGACCCUUCCUAACUCGGCGCUCCAAUCCGGACGCACUCUCUCUCUCCACCUCGUCCAGUCCACCGACGGCGGUGAUGUCAGCCCCUGCAGCGAGCCCACCCUAUUGGCCGUGGAUAGCAAAGGGGCGGAGCUAGUGCCCGGUCCGCCGCGGGAGCUGCGUGUGAUUGGCUGCACUCCAACUCAGGCGCGGCUGAGCUGGUGCGCGCCGGAGGGAGGGGUCAAACCCAGGCUUUACCAGCUUUACCGCGGGGAAACACCACUGGAGACGACCGCAGAGCCAGGGGCCAUCGUGGGCGGGCUGUCUCCAGGGACGCUGUACCAGCUGGGGGUGUGCGCGGUGGGGCCGGGGGACGCGCCGGGGGAGCGCGCCACGGUGGACGCCCGGACGCCCGAGUGCCAGGACCACGCCCCCUCGGGGCUGGCGAUGACCGUGCUGGGCCGCCACGAGCUGCUGGUCAGCUGGGGGGCCCCCGCCCUGCCCCUGGGCCGCCUCUUUAACUACGAGCUGCGGCUGAACGGGCGCGUGGCCUACCUGGGCACCGAGCGGGCCUACACCGCCCGCCGGCUCACCGCCAGCACCGCCUACACCUGCACCGUCACCGCCAUCACCUCCAGGGGGCGCUGCCAGAGCCGCCCGGUCACCAAAAGGACCGCCCGCGACGAGUAUGUGCACACACAGAGGUGCCUGUACUCCCCAUCCCGCCAACUGGACACACACACUCCUGCCCCGUCCCGUCCAGUCAGGGAGGUCUCUGAGGUCAGGGAGAAGGUCAAAAGGGCGCCAUCACCUCAUGGCCAUCGACCAAAGGGCCAUAUGUCUGCUCAGAGUGAGAGAGAGACAGCCGGCAACAGAGACAGGCACAGGCGGCCUUCAAUUUUGGUUCAUUCCCCUGGUUCUGACAGCAGCCAAACGUCCAUCCAGUCUACUGAGGAGGCUGUGGGCGCUGUUAGUGGGUGUGACCUAAAGGCCUUGCGGAGGAAUGCCAGGGAGAGUGUUGGGAGGGUCGAAGCAAAGAGCGCUCCACAUCGCCCCCUGCUGGCCCGCCGUGCUGGGACUGCAGGGGACCUGCCUCUCCGACAAACUCCUCCUACCACGCCACACCGUGUGGGCCCCACACCACACCCUGCGGGUCCCAGCCCAAUGGGGGACAAAGCCAACAUGGGAGUGCUGCUGCAGCACAGUGCUCCAGGAGGUGGCGCCAGUGAGCAGGGGACUCUGCCCAGCAUUGCACACCGUGUCCGGUUGGUGAAGUGCAUCCAGCCUGUGCACCAUGUGUGGUCAGAACUGGACCGGCCCAAUCUGGACUGGAUAGAACAAAAACAGAGCCGGAUGCGGGGAGACAGAUCCACGGUCAUGAGGCAGCCAACAGUAAGGAGUGAAAUCAGGCCGGGUCAUUCCAUGAGAACAAACCGCAGGGUGCUGAGCUGAACUCAGCGCAAUGGGCUGUACCAACAGUCAGAAAACAUGGGCUGUACCAAC